Quercus lobata is the source of this 2468-nucleotide messenger RNA. Its product is annotated as U-box domain-containing protein 33-like. Bases 144 to 2468 code for a protein of 774 amino acids. The record is from RefSeq and is a predicted model, not a curated record. Gene Ontology annotation, molecular function: ATP binding; protein kinase activity. Gene Ontology annotation, biological process: protein phosphorylation. NCBI's taxonomy places the organism in Eukaryota, Viridiplantae, Streptophyta, Magnoliopsida, Fagales, Fagaceae. The transcript is spliced from 8 exons.
UCCAACAAUGUCGCCUAGAUGGUCCUGUAUUUAAAAACUUAUCAACUCCCGCACAACUCUCGGGUCAAUACUAGUAUUUAGUAUUGCGGUGAGUUUUGAGUCCUCUUGUGCCUGGAAUCCACAAUACUGGGGUUCCGGGAAGUAUGGCAUGUAGGAAUGAGACUUUAGCAGAGGAUUCGAUGGCACGCGUGACCGGAGAUACAUUAUACGUUGCAGUGGGAAAAGAUGUGAAGAAGUGCAGAUCAAUACUGUUAUGGGCUAUACAACACAGUGGAGGAGACAAGAUUUGCAUCCUUCACGUGCAUCAGCCGGCUAAACGGCUGCCCUUAUUGGGUGCAAAAUGGUCAGCAAAACUAUUGAAUGAAAAGAGUCUAAAGGGUCAUCGGGACACUGAAAGACAAAGGAUGAAUAAGAUCCUAGAAGAAUACCUUACUACAUGUCAUGAAAAUGGGGUACAAGCACAUAGCAUUCAUACUGAAACAGACAAUAUUAAGAAGGGAAUUGUAGCUCUCAUUUCUCAACAUGGGAUCAGGAAUCUUGUAAUGGGAGCAGCGGCAGACAACCGUUAUAGAGAAAAUAUGAGGGACCCCAGGUCUAGGAAAGCUACAUAUGUGUGCAUUCAAGCACCUCUUUCCUGUCGCAUACAAUUUAUCUGCAAGAGCCUCCUCAUCCAUACCAGGGAAGAAGGUAAACCCUUGAGAACACGGUCUGUAAGUUCAAGUCCAAACAGGAAAAACAUUGAAGCUGGACCAUUAAACUUGCAGAGAUCGUUAUCUGUUGAUAAUUUGCGGCACAAUAACGUCAACGAUGGAGGGAGGAUCAUGGAUAUUCCUUUUAGAGAAGGUAGAGAAGAGAUUUUGUCCCCAAAGUGCGGGUUGGUUGUAGAAGGAAGUAGGAGUGAUGAAUCAUGUUCAUAUGGGUCAUCCAGAAGGAGUCUUCCAGGCUCGAGUUACUCAAUAAGCCCUUCUAGAGAAUUGUCAGAUGUAACUCUAAAUGCAUGGACUGGUGAGAAUGAAUUAAACGUAUUCUCUCCAAAAAGUUCUUUGGCAUCUUCAUCGACAUUGAUUAAUCCAAGUGCGAGUACCAUACCAAAAUGCUCUUCUAAUGGAUCACGCAGUGUUGUGGACGGGGGUUUGGAUGAUACUCUUUUUGGAGAAGUUCAGAAAGCUAAGCCAAACGCUGAAAAAGAGACACACUUGCGUCUGAAAGCAGAGAAAUAUUAUUUUGAGGCUCUGAAUAUGGCCCAAGAAGAGGGGAAACAAAGGAUAAAAAUUGAGGAAGCGCUAGUGAGAGAGAGAGAAGAAUUAGAACAGGUGAAGAAUCAGAGAGACCAAAUGAUAGAAGAAAUCCGCACUUCCAAAGAAGAGAAAACAUUAUUAAAGAGCCAAAAUGAAGAGUUAAAGAAAAAGAGAGAUGAGUUACAGAUUGAGCUUGACAAUGCACUGAAAGAAGCUGAAGAGCUGAGAAGACAACAAGUACAAGACUCUAGACACAUGCCUGAGUUCUUGUUCUCCAAGAUUAAUAAAGCUACUCGAGGCUUUCAUGAAUCCCUCAGAAUUGGACAAGGAGGAUAUGGGAGCGUUUAUAAAGGUCUCUUGCCUCAAACCGAAGUUGCUAUAAAGAGGCUACAGUCUAAUGGCUCGCAAGGUCCCUCAGAAUUCCUAAUGGAGGUUCAAGUGUUGGGAAAGUUGAGGCAUCCCAAUCUUAUCAAACUUAUUGGAUGUUGCUCGGAACAGUUUAUGCUUAUCUAUGAGUAUCUCCCCAAUGGAAGCCUUGAAGAUCGGCUCAAGUGCAAGGACAACAGUCCUCCAUUAUCGUGGGAAGCUCGAAUACGCAUCGCCACAGAAUUGUGCUCUGUCCUCAUUUAUCUUCAUUCUAGAAAACCUCACAGCAUAGUACAUGGUGAUUUGAAACCCUCUAAUAUCCUUCUUGAUGCCAACUUUGUGAGUAAACUUAGUGACUUUGGAAUCUGCCGUAUGUUAUGCCAUGAAAUAAGUUCAAGCAACAAUACAACAGCUUGUCAUAAUACUGACCCAAAGGGCACUUGGCAUUUCAUAGAUCCCGAGUUCAUUUUAACAGGAAAGCUUACUAGGAAAUCAGAUGUUUACUCAUUUGGAAUCAUAUUACUACAAUUGUUGACUGGCCGGAAACCACCUUUCAAGAUGGAAAAUGACGUGCAAGUUGCCUUAGAUGCUGGAACUUUGUCAUCCCUCUUGGAUCCUUUGGCUGGAGACUGGCCAAUUGAGAUUGCUCAAAACUUGGCUCGCUUGGCCUUGAUGUGUUGUGACAGGAACCGGAAGAACCGGCCAGACCUUGCAUCAUACGUCAGCAGGGAACUUGAAUCAAUGAAGGCUUCCUGUGUGGCCUCAUCCUCAUCCUCAUUCAGGCUGCAAGAGGAAAUAUCUACAGAUGGUAGUACAAGGUUUUUCUCAUCAAGAAGGGGCUUUGAGGAGAUGGCUGGACAGUAA